This is a messenger RNA of Ostrea edulis (European flat oyster), 4229 nucleotides long. RefSeq names its product transcriptional activator Myb-like. Lineage: Eukaryota; Metazoa; Mollusca; Bivalvia; Ostreida; Ostreidae. Gene Ontology annotation, molecular function: DNA-binding transcription factor activity, RNA polymerase II-specific; RNA polymerase II cis-regulatory region sequence-specific DNA binding. Gene Ontology annotation, biological process: regulation of DNA-templated transcription. Gene Ontology annotation, cellular component: nucleus. The transcript has 16 exons. The record is from RefSeq and is a predicted model, not a curated record. The coding region runs from base 724 to 2802 and encodes 692 amino acids.
AAAAUGUUUGUGAUGUCAUAAGAUUUUGCAAAUCAAUGAUUUAAUAUGAUUUAUUCAUGACAGGAACAUAAUUUUUUGGGAAUCGUUUUCAAUAGCUAGUGUAAAAAAUCUUGUUAUAAACUAUUUCAAAAGUCUAAGUUAUAUAUGAAUAAUUAAUUAUAAAAUUUAUAUGAAGUUGUUGGCCAAUCAUGAUGAGAUCUCUGGAUAUCUUAGGCUUGCAGAUUAUGGAUAUGAAUUCAUGGCAUAAUUCUAGACAAUAAUUUAAGUAAUGUAUAUAGCAACAUAUGUAUUCCAUUGAUGGUUGGCGCUGCAAAGUUGAUGUUACCAGAACAUUUUAGAAUAUGAAUUUACAAAGUACGAGUUAUCUAAAAUAUAUCAAAUUAUUCAUUACUUUUAAAAGUUUUUAAAUGACAAUGAUAUAAUCCAAAUGACAGGUUUCAAGUGCUUAAUAGUUGCACAUAGAUAUUAAUUUGCCAGAAUUGAAAUAAAAACUUGACAUAUUUUGAACAGCAGGGUGAUUUUGUCAAUAUGUACCAGUACAAUUUUACAGCAUAUUUUACGGAUAUUAGAUAUGUUUAGGUUACUUCCGCUUUAUGGGGCCAAUCGUUGAUCUACCGCGCGCAAUUUGGUGUUGCUAAAAGUAACAUUGACAUUACAUGGACGUGCUAAAGUUAAUAUUAAUGAUAUACGUUAACAAGGAAAACUAAUUAAUGGUUAUGGCAAAUGCAACUUAUGUGUCUACAUCAAGUAGACAUGUGUGAUCUGUCUGACAGCUCAGCCAGCUAUAGCAGACAGUCCUACAGCAGUUGUGAAGAUUCUAGUGAUUCAGAAUUAUUUGACCACGAUUACAACAGUCAAGUAUUUCCAAACAAGAAAGCUAUUAAUAAGGGAAGGUGGUCAACAGAAGAGGACGAAAAGUUACGAAGUCUCGUUGAAGUGAAAGGUGACUCGGACUGGAAACGGAUAGCCAGAUACUACCCUGAUCGCUCAGACAUCCAGUGCCAACACAGGUGGUGUAAAGUCCUUAAUCCCAAUCUUGUCAAAGGAGCCUGGACUAAAGCUGAGGAUGAAAAGGUAAUUCAUCUUGUAAGAGAAAUUGGAGCUAAGCAUUGGACACAAAUCUCCAAGCACCUUCACGGUAGAACUGGAAAACAGUGCCGAGAAAGGUGGCAUAAUCAUUUAAAUCCAGAUAUUAAGAAGUCAGCUUGGACCCGAGAUGAAGAUGUACUAAUUUACCGACUUCACAGGACCCUGGGAAAUAGAUGGGCUGAAAUAGCCAAGUAUUUACCUGGGAGAACUGAUAAUGCAAUAAAGAACCAUUGGAACUCUACAAUGAAAAGGAAGUAUGAAGAACGAAUUCCACCCCCAGAUUUUGUAUGCACCCCAGCGAUCAUCUCGGGGCAUCCCUGUACUCCCAGUAGUUCUGCUGUCCCUUCACUUCAGCCGGUCCAGCUUUUCCCAAAUGCCCAUGGCAGCCAAGAUGCUGUAAAUGCUCUCAUUGCUAGUCAAGAUGGUUGCCAGAUGAAUGUAUUGCAUGUGCUGUCAGCAGGUGGAAGUGGUAGCUGCAAAAAGACACCAACGAAAUUCACUUCUCUAUAUUCUAAAGAAUAUAGAUUUGAUGGGAAAGCCAUAAAAAAGUUACGGAGUCCGGGACAGCUGAUCCCUAUCCCAUCUCCAGUGACUUCCAAGUUUUCUGCUGUUCCAUCUAUCCUGAGAAGAGGAAAAACCAAGAGGAGAAAACUGGCUAAAACGGUUAGCAGUAGCAAAGUGUUGAAGAAGAGAAACAUUAUUAAUAUAACUAAGAGACAUUACCUGCAAACAGCUGACUUAGAUACAGCCUUCAGAAAUGAAAGUGAAAGUAGUGACACAGAAAACAGGGAACCAGUCAGCCUCCCUUUCACAUCUUACAGUGAGGAGCAUCAAGACCUAAAGGAUCUGGAAAAAGAUGUUUUGAUUGAGCUAAAACAGGAAGUUACGUUUAAUGAAAUUGAGAAGGGGGUGGAUCCCUUCCAGGAUCUAGAGUCAUUAACUCCCAAUGGAACGCCAAUAAAAACCUUGCCGUUUUCUCCUUCAGUGUUUCUGAACAGUCCUGGGAUUCCCAUUGGACGAGUGACCUCUACACCUGUGUGUACCCAGAAAGAGGCAAUCACGCCCACCUGUAUUACGCAGAAUAGCACAGCCAAAACUCUACAGCCAAGAUCUGCCAAUUGUACGCCCAGGAUCAGGAGAACCCUGCUGAAUGCUACCCCACGAACACCAACUCCCUUCAAGGAUGCUAUGGCUGACAAGAAAAACAGAAUUAAUCCCGAGGAGCUGGAUGUUCCGAGUAAAGAGGACAACAAGCUGAAAUCCACCCCGGAAAGCACGCUCAUGACAACGGAUAAACAAGCACCUGUCAAGAAGACACUGCCAAAACGCAAGAUGAGAAAAUGCCUGGCAACAAAAUGGCUGUCACCUAGGAGAGAUGCUGGCUUUCCAGACAGAAAACCAAUGGUUAUGUCUCCUGAAACCCCAAGUAAAUCCUUACUGAAUGAUGCCAGUGUGCUCUUCUCCCCUCCCUCCAUCAUCAAAGAUACCCUGCCAGAGGAAAUCCAGGAAGACACAAGACCCCCCAGAAAGGAGACAACCAAAAAGAAUUCAAUGGUCAAGAAAUCUAUUAGAAAAAUCCAGUUUGCUGAGCCAGAAUCACAGAGUUCAAAGUUGAAUACCAACUUUGUGAAAAUAGCGUGUGGGAGAACUGAAGACGGGAUGCUUAUGAUCGACUUUGCGAGAAGCAUAGUUAAAAGUGCAUCUUUUCCAUAACCAUUAGAAGGGUACCCUACAGAUCUUGUUAAAGAAGUGGGACAAUAUAUUCAGUGUGUGACAUAGUUUGUGGAUGUGAGACCAAACUCUUGAUGGAAAAAAUGGUCCUACAGAGCAGCACUUCAUUUUUUACUUUCAUUUGGUGAUUUAGUGUACAAUUUAUUCAAUGAAUUAAUAGUUUGGUCAUUUACUGGGACAUCGAGGAAUGUGGGUAUUGGUAAGCGGGACUGUAAGCACAUAUCAGUACAUAUUUCUUCAAGGACGAUAUUGAUGAGAAAGAGUGAAGAGUUUUCCCGUGAAUCAUUUCAUUUCCCAAUGAAAAAACAUUUUAAGGAAAUUUGAAGUUAUUUUUACUAUUGCCAUUUAUUUCCUCAUAGUAAUUGUUAUUGUGGCCAUUGUUUCAUGCAUUGUGUAACAUAGUAUGUGGAACCAUUUCUUGAAAACCAUUAGCAGAGCAAUACAGUAUUGCAGAAUUUGUGUAUUGUCCCUCUGAAUGAAUUUGUUAAGACUUAAUAUUUGAAAUCGUGGCUCAGUUCCAUAAGAACUACAUGUAGUAGUAGGCGUUGUAAUUAUAGUAGUAGAAUGAGAGAGAAAUAAAAAGAAUGGUUAUAUUUAUGAAUUUCUGGUAUAUGCAUUUGCGAAAUAGUAACCCUAUAUUGUGAAUACUUUAAAUGAAAGUAGCUAUUUUCAAGAGCUUACAAGAACUGGGUGUUUAUUAUUUGUAUAACCUGUUGUAAUUUGUUUCAGUUGUAUUUUAGUUAUUUAUUUGUAGUACUUUGUUGUAAAAUGUAUGUUUUUUUUAAUGUUAGUCAUUAAUCUACAGUUGACAGCUAUUGAUAUGGUAGUUUUGACAAUCAGAGGAGAUUAUAAUAGUUAAAGUACUCAUACAGUCAUGUAUUUUCAAAAUUCACAGAACAAUAUAAAUAAAGAGUAUUUUAUUUUCUUACAGUUAAGGUUCUUUUUAUUUACUGCAUACCUCACUUCAAAGUAUGUCAACAUGUUCCAGAAACUGAAGCACUAGUACAAGAAAUUGUAGUUUUAAGUAACCAAUUCAAACGUAAAAUUUCCCCAUUAUGUGUAUUCCUUUGAAGUUGACUAGGAUUGGAUUCAAAUAAGUAAGAAUGCAAAGGGAUAGGAUGAAAGUGGUCAAUCCCAGGGCUUCUUGAUUUUUAAAUGCAUUGUUAGAUUAUUUGUGAUAAAUGGUAAUUCCACAGAUUAUUUCGAUAAUGUGCUCUUUGUCUAGUUGUUUUUGUGUGGUAGAUUUUUAUAAUCGUUCGUGAUUAUAUGUUCAUUUGUUGAUUUCUUUUGUUUUGAAAUAUUUUUGAUUUCGAUUAGAUUAUGUGUAAACUUGUCCAUAAUGAUUGCAUAAACAGCAUGUAGAUGACACAAUAAUAAAAAAAGCCAAAAAACCAGCGAUGUGUUGAAAA